AUGGGUAUCUUAAAGGGGUAUGUCGGGCUAAGCGGCGCCAUAAUUACGCAGCUCUUCCACGCAUUCUACGGCUCCGACACCAAAUCCUUAAUACUCCUAAUCGGAUGGCUUCCGGCGGCCAUAUCCUUCGCAUUUUUACGAACAAUUCGGAUCAUGAAAGUAAUCCGACAGCCAAACGAGCUCAAAGUCUUCUACAAUUUCCUCUACAUUUCCCUCGCCCUCGCCGGAUUCCUAAUGCUAAUGAUCAUCAUAGAAAGCAAAUUAAUAUUCACCCAAGCCGAAUUCGGUGGCAGCGCCGCCGUCGUCCUCCUCCUCCUCUUCCUCCCUCUCGCCGUCGUCAUCGUCGAAGAAUACAACCUCUCAAAACUCAAAUCCGCCGCCAUUAAUCCCCCAAACCCACUUCAAAUCCUUACAGAGAAACCCAAUCCCCCAAAAACAGAGCCCAGGAAACAACCCUCUUGCUGGACAACAAUCUUCAACCCGCCGGAGCGCGGCGAGGAUUUCACGAUUCUCCAAGCUCUGUUCAGCUUGGACAUGGCGAUUCUGUUCUUCUCUGCAAUUUGCGGCGUCGGCGGAACUUUGACGGCGAUUGACAAUCUGGGUCAGAUUGGAAUGUCCUUAGGAUACCCAAAAAGAAGCAUUAGCACAUUCGUGACACUCGUUAGUAUAUGGAAUUACCUCGGACGUGUCGCCUCUGGUUUUGUCUCUGAAAUUGUUCUAACAAAAUACAAAUUCCCACGUCCUUUAAUGCUUUCUUUAACGCUUCUUUUGUCAUGUGUCGGUCAUUUGAUCAUCGCCUUCGCCGUUCCAAAUGGGCUUUAUGUAGCUUCAAUCGUGAUCGGAUUCUGUUUCGGAGCUCAGUGGCCGUUGCUUUUCGCCAUAAUUUCCGAGCUAUUUGGGUUGAAAUAUUACUCUACGCUUUACAAUUUCGGGUCGGUGGCUAGUCCGAUUGGAUUAUACGUUUUGAAUGUGAAAGUGGCCGGGAAUUUGUACGACAAAGAGGCGGCGAAGCAGCUGGCGGCGAAAGGGCUUGUGAGAAAAACAGGGGAGGAGCUGAAAUGCUACGGCGGAGAGUGUUUUAAGCGGUCGUUUCUUGUAAUCACCGGAGUUACUUUGUUGGGUAUGUUUGUUUCGUUGAUUUUAGUGAUUAGGACGAGGGGUUUUUACAAGAGUGAUAUUUAUAAGAAGUUUCGAGAUGAAGCUGAAGCAGAGGUGGUCGGAAAUGGCGCUGUGGCGGCCGCCGGAGCACCGGAGGAGACGAGAAGCCGAUAGGGGUGUGUUUGGCGGGAAAGAAAAUGAGGUGAAAUCCGCCGGAGCGGCGGCGGAGACGAGGAACCGACAGGGAUGGGUUUGAUUUGAGAGUGAAGAUUUUUGUUGUCCUUUGUCGAAACAUUAAAAUUUCCGAACUUUGUGAGAAAAUAAUUUACAUGUUUCAUCGCUAAGUUUCUAAUAGAAGAUAUUAUUGUAAUUUUCAUA
Messenger RNA from Cucurbita pepo subsp. pepo (vegetable marrow), 1476 nucleotides. The record is from RefSeq and is a predicted model, not a curated record. NCBI's taxonomy places the organism in Eukaryota, Viridiplantae, Streptophyta, Magnoliopsida, Cucurbitales, Cucurbitaceae.